This is a messenger RNA of Funneliformis mosseae, 1770 nucleotides long. The record is from the annotation of a GenBank genome assembly. Lineage: Eukaryota; Fungi; Glomeromycota; Glomeromycetes; Glomerales; Glomeraceae.
AUGUCUUUUGUAACCUUUAAAAAUCUUCAACCAAUAGUAAAGUUGCCAGAUGAUUGUAUUACUGAUAUAUUUCAAUUUAUUGAUGACAAAUCAACCUUAUAUUCAUGUUUAUUUGCGAAUCGAUUUUUCUUCCAUUUAGCGAUGCCAAAAUUAUGGAAUGAUCCGUUCUCAUUUACCAUUCCAACGCAAAAGUUAUCGUUGAUAGUACGAACGUAUAUUAAAUGCCUCCCUCAAGAUCGUAUUAAACAUUUACUUGAUGAGGGUAUCGUCUUGAAUGAUUCCUCACCUUCUUCAAUUGAAUAUCAUAAAUACCUUGUUGAAUUCGAAUAUAUAAGGAUCAUAUAUUCAAUACAUUGUUGGUGUGUUGAAAAAGAUGAAACGAGAUUAUGCCAGGAAGUUCUUACGAAUGAAAUUUUUGAAAACCUAUUUUUUAAUCAAGUUAAUAAAAUGAGGAAUUUGAUCUUUCACAUUAAUUAUCAUACCAUGUACCUGAUUAAUGAUGAGAAUAUUCGAUUUAUUGAAAUCACUUCUUACAGAGGAUCAAGCGAUGUAUUAUCACAAAUUCAAGAAUUUGACAUCGAGUAUCAUUUUGAGGAAUUUGAUUUUAAUGAAUUUCAAAAUUUUGAUGAAUUGGAACAUUUGAUCUCCCUAACGAAAAAUCUACUGAAUACACUUAUCCCACAUAAUAAAACCAUUAAGUGUCUCUGUUUGGAUUAUAAACCAUUCGUUCCAUCAGCGGAAUCUAAAGAAAUCAUGAGAAUACUUUCAAACAUAAUUGAACAACAACAAAAUUUGAAGACACUGGACAUAUCGGAUGCCACGGAUUCAUUUGGAUACAAGAGAUUUUAUAAUUCACUGGUUUCGCAAUCUCAUUGUUUAACCUUUUUGAGGUUGGAAUUUCAAAUUACGCUGGAUAAUUUCCUUCUCCUAAUGUUUGAGUUGAAAAGUCUAGAAACGAUAGAGUUACCAAUCGUUCCAUAUGAGGAGCCUAUCAUUAAUGGUAAUCAGACAAGGGAGAGUAGGGUUACAUUUGAGUCCAUCACGAGGAGUACCGUCAUCAAGUUCAAUCUCAAGAAUAUAUUUUUCCUACCCAAGGAUGGUUACCCGUAUAAUAAAGAUGAUAGUUAUAAAGUGCUCCAGACCUUAUUAGAAUAUUCAAAUAAAACAGUGGAAACGCUGACCUUCUCAUUAUCAAACAACAAAGUUCCAUCUAUGCUUAUAAAUUGUCCAAAUAUAACACAUUUAUCCACCAUCAUUGACAAUAACAAUUUGAUCUCUUGCUUAAAAUUGAUCGUUGACUUACCAAAAUUACAUCAUUUAAAAUUAAAAUAUUCCGAUAAUCUCACCCAACCCUCUUCUAAAAAUCAAAUAUACUUUGAUGAAAUCAUCAUUUGGGACUUGAUUUGUCAGAUCCCCAUCUCACUGAAGGUAUUGGAAUUUGAUUUUAUGAUUUCAAGUAAAGAGUUGAGAAUCUUCUUACUGGAAAAAUGCAGGGCAUCAUUAAAUGAAAUCACCUUUCAUAAUAAAGAUUUAAUCACUGCUCAGCACUUUAAGGUCUUGACAGAGUAUGCCAAACAAAAGAAUUCACUGAAGAAAUUUAGAUAUCAUUAUACAUAUUUAAAUGACGAUUUUUAUUUUACCACUGAAAAUGAUGACAUGGAUGAAAGAUUAAAUGAUUAUUCUAGUUAUUACGCAUUAGAAGCAUUGGAGAGAUCCAUCCCUAACGUUUCUGAUCCUAUAGAUUUUAUUACUCCUUUCUAUGAAUAUUGA